This is a messenger RNA of Onychostoma macrolepis, 11702 nucleotides long. RefSeq names its product unc-13 homolog A (C. elegans) (gene unc13a). The coding region runs from base 4120 to 9486 and encodes 1788 amino acids. Gene Ontology annotation, cellular component: presynaptic active zone cytoplasmic component; neuromuscular junction; plasma membrane. The record is from RefSeq and is a predicted model, not a curated record. Gene Ontology annotation, molecular function: phospholipid binding; diacylglycerol binding; syntaxin-1 binding. The transcript has 43 exons. Gene Ontology annotation, biological process: presynaptic dense core vesicle exocytosis; synaptic vesicle priming; dense core granule priming. NCBI's taxonomy places the organism in Eukaryota, Metazoa, Chordata, Actinopteri, Cypriniformes, Cyprinidae.
UAACAUAAAAAAUUUUUCUUUGGUUGCAGUUAUUUUUAAUGUUAAAAUUAGUGACCUAUAUUAUCAUGUUUCAUUUUCAUUCAUAUUACAUGUGGAUAUGUAGAAAUUAACAUUAACCGUGAUUAAUAAACGCUGUAAAAUGAUAGUUUAUUGUUAGUUCGUGUAUAUAUUGCGUGCAACCUUAGAUUUAUUACAUCAGGGACUUAGAGUAUGAAUAGUGUCUCCCUGCGUCUGUAAAAGUGGAAAUAUGUGGUGUAAAUCUUUGGCUGAAUGUCUUUCAUAUGCACUUACUGUUAGCCUUUUUGGUCUGCAGUUUGCAAUGGGCCGCUUGCCCGUGUUCACUUGCCUUGCUCCGUUUCUUGAUUGCCGUUUAAUGCAAGAUGACAUGCAAAUCAGAUUGGUCUGUUGUAGAAGAUCUGUUGUAGGAGCCUCAGAAUUCUAAACGAUACUGUAAGCCAUGUUUCUUUGAACACAUCCCACACAGACAUUCUGAUCCAUGGCACGUCUGCCACCACUCUGUAAUUAAACAGGCAGCGGAUUCACAACCAGCGUCCGAAAGUGACAGUGGGUGUGUGGGUGUGUGUCACAUAGACUGGCAUCACUCUUGGCGCCUGCCUCAGUAACCUGAGCAGAUGUACAGUACGGCUUGCCUAAUUCCCGCUGGAUGUGUUUUGAUGAUGUUGAAAGUCUUGGAGUGCUGUUACAUAACCAUAUUUUUGCCACUUUUCUGUGAAUUUUAAUGUGUCUUUUCUAAGCUCUGUUUAAAAUGUCUGAUUUGUUUCAAAGGACAGCAUUCUAAGCUAUUGAUUAAAAUCUAGAAAUCAUGACACACACACACACACACAAAAAAAAUUGACUUCAUUGACUCUUUGAUCUUUAAUUUUAUGGAAAAGAGCAGCCUUGACAUUCUACUAAACAUCUAUUUUUGUGUUCUCCACAGGUUUGUACUUGUUAAUACAGGUUUCAAAAGAUAUGAUUUAAUUUCUGGAUGAACUCUGCCUGUAAGGACCCAGGGCCUCGAUUAAUUUUCAUUUUAAUAAUUGAUUAGACCUGCCUGUUUAACCUCCCAGAUAUAUGACAGUAUUGUAGUUAAUGCUACCAGCAGUUACCAUGUAUAAUUUAGCACUGAUAGUCAAUUGCAAAUGUUGUUGAUUUACACAGAGGUAUAAAAAGAAAAUCAUCAUACGUAACUGCAGAAUCACAGACAUCAUUCAUUCAUUCAUAGACAUUCAUAAGACAAAUAACAUUGAAUCUAGUGGUCUAAAUAGGCCAAACGCUGUAGUUCCUCAAGGACGCUCUGUUGAGUUGUAUUUAUUUUAUAUUAUUUAUUAAAACAUGACAUUUUAUUGCUUUACAGGAGCUUUGUUAUUGUUAACUAAAACUAUUAAAAAUCCCUUUUGUCAGUUUAUACAAAGCUGUGAUAAAAAUGAGAUGAAAACCCUAAAAUACUUAAAUGAACAAAUACCUAAAAAUAAGUAUUAAAAGUAUUGAAAUUUCUAAAACUAAAGAUGUACAAAAUAAAAUGCAUCUUUCAAAAAUAGUUGUAGAAUAGUUGCCUUGUCAAUUAUAAUUAGGAAAAAAUAAUUUAAAAUAAGUAUUAAAUAGCUAGAACUAAAUAUAUAUUUAUAUAUAUACACACACACACACAUGAGUUUUAGUAAUUUUAUUAUAAUAUAUAAAACUGACUAAAACUCAAAUUAAAAUUGCAUUUAAAAUAAAAAAAUAAUAAAAACUGACUAUUAAUAAACACUAUAAAAGUAUAUAAAUAAUACCUCAAUAGCUCUUCUUGAGAGUAAUUGGUAUUUGAUAUGUCUUUCAUAUUUUAUUUUAUUUUUUUUCAUUUAUGCCUCUCUCCUCAGAGAAAAUCUGCCUUAUUCCUUCAAAUUCCCUCAUGUAUAUAAUUAGUUGCAGACUACAGUUUAUCGCUGAUGGAUUACUUUAAACACCUGCAUGGUAAAUCCUAGCUCUCUUUGAAGCUUGUUUUAAUAUCAUCCCUCCAUGCCAAGCUUUUAGCCCCCCCACCCCCACCCCCAAAAAACCCUUCACUCAACAUUCACCCUGAAGUGGUUAUUUUUAGUGUCAGGAUGUAGCUCGCUCUGCCCGUGCUUGGCUACACAGAGAGAUUAAUGGAGCGCGAGAGGAAGAGGGGAAGAGAUAAAGAGGCAGCACACGUGCAUGCCAGCCACAUGGCAGGAAAUGGUGCGUGGGAGCAUGAGAGAGGAUACCCUGGCAGAGACAGCGAAUCGUGAGCGGGAACUUUGAGUGGAGGUGCAGCAUUGAUCAUUUUGAGGCUUUCGUGAUAAAUGUCAUUUUCCUAUCAGCCUUACAUUGCUUGUCCACUAUAGGCGCUUUCGUACCGGAGGAACAUUUUUUAAUAGUUUCUAAAACUAUUGGCAGAAGUUCCUGCUUUUUGGUGUGUUCACACCGCAGGAACUAGGAAUGUAUUUAGUUCUCGGAGCUCCAUUUGGGGGGAACUAAUUUAGCUCCUACUUCAGAGUAGGGUCUAAAACAGUUCGAUAGGAACUAUACCAGUGACGUAAGUGUACGCUAAUUGGCCAAACGCAUACGAAACACUGGCUACCCGGCAUUUUUAAAAAGCCAUGUAAAAAUGUACUCCAUGAACAUGGAAAACAGUAAUAAUAACGGUUACCUGUCCGCAGCAUUGUGUUGUCUUCUCAGCCUCGAUGAUAGCACUACAAGUUCUCAUAGGAGAUUUAGUCUAGUUUUCACACUCUUUCAAUCACGUAAAUUGUGUGUUUACAUUCCAUCUCUGUUAUCACGAAACCCACGACAUGGCACACAACAACAAAAACAGCUCCGAACGGCGUCCUCCAUUCACCAGACAUGGAUAGAAAUAUAGUAGCGUGACAAGUACGAAAUUUGUCUUUCAAAUGUAAAGAAGUUAAAGUCAUAAGUUUCUAGAAAAAAUCAUACUCGAGUAAAGUACAGAUACUCAAAAAGUGUACUUAAGUACAGUACUCAAAAAGUGUACUUAAGUACUAACAGUACUCAAAAAGUGUACUUAAGUACAGUACUCAAAAAGUGUACUUAAGUACAGUACUCAAAAAGUGUACUUAAGUACUGUCCACCUCUGAAUUUAACACACUUUAAUUAAUCCAGCCAUUUCCUCAAGCAUCCAAACUUCAGCAGCAACUCAAACGAAUCAAACAUUCGUGACAGACGUCAAUACCGACAUUUCACGGUAAUUGGUUGCCACUCUACAUUUUCUGCGUAACAUUUGCAUAGAGUUGAGUGUUUCUCAACUUUAGAAUGCUUACAGCCAUUCUCAAAGCUUUCUCUGAUUCACUGCCAAUCCCACAAUGCACUGCACAAGCAUGAACCUUGGCUUCCAUAAGAAUGAAUCAAAAAUCCCAGAUCUAUCCACGCCAGUGGUAAUAUACCGUGUACUUUAGUUUUGAUGUGAACACAGGCAGUCGGCACUUGCGCACUAGAAAGUUUCAUCAGUUUCUGCUCUAUUUCACUCUAGUUAUGACCGAUAAAAAUGUCUUUGUACUUGUUUAUGCCUAGGUCUGGACUUCAUAGCAGCUUUCUUUGGCCAAGGACCAACCAACAGGCCAUCUGACUGACAUCUUUCAUCUGAAUGAAAGAACCAUUAAAGAUCUCCUGGAAAUCCUGUAGAACUCCUGAAGUGUUUUCCCAUUUUGUGUUCCUUAUGCAUCAGAUGUUCAGCCAACAGUCAGUGGAUGUAAUGUGUGAGGCUUGAACUAGUUGCAGAUGAACUAGAUGUUCAUUUAUUGUACGUAAUAUCAGCAAGGCUGUGAUUUGUUCGUAGACACAAAACCCAACCUGGAAUGAAAAGAAAUCGCCCACUACUGUGGGCAAACUCUGCACCUCGCUUCAAUACCGUACCUUACCGCUCACAUAUUCUCAUCUGGAGCUAUUAGCAUUCAUGGAAUGCAACAGAUUUCAGUGGUUUGGAUGCUAGUGUCCCCAUUAGGAAUCUUAGCUACUGUAGCUUAACCAGCACGACUUCCUUGGUCAGUCCGGUUUACCUGAGUAUGCUUGUUGACUGGCUUCAACCGCAUUUAAGGAAGCUGAUCUGCUAGGUAGACUAGCAACAAACCAGCACUAACAUUCCCCCUUCUCAGCAGGAAACUGAUGUUCAAUUUUCUCCAAGCAUUCAAGAUUUGCAGUAUGUUGGCAAACAGACAAAUGCAAUUGAAGAAAGCCAAGCUCGAUGGACCGCAAGAGAAAUUCAACACGUACGUGUCACUGAAGGUUCAGAACGUGAAAAGCACCACCAUAGCCGUGCGCGGCAGUCAGCCAUGUUGGGAACAGGACUUCAUGUUUGAGAUUAACAGGCUGGAUCUGGGCCUGACAGUGGAAGUAUGGAACAAAGGACUGAUCUGGGACACCAUGGUUGGCACAUUGUGGAUCCCUUUGCGCAACAUUCGACAGUCGAACGAGGAAGGUCCAGGACAAUGGCUGACUUUAGACUCCCAGGUCAUUAUGGCUGAGAAUGAGAUCUGUGGCACCAAAGAUCCCACGUUCCAUCGAGUGCUUUUGGAUACACGAUUUGAACUCCCAUUAGAUAUACCGGAGGAGGAAGCUCGAUACUGGGCCAAGAAAUUGGAGCAGCUCAAUGCCAUGAGGGACCAAGAUUACACAUACCAGGAGGAGCACGAGAGACCACUUCCAAUUCCAUCAACUCAGUGCUGUAACUGGAGUCUAUGGGGGGACCAGCAAAAUGACGAUCCAGACAGUGCUGUGGACGAUCGAGACAGUGAUUACCGCAGCGAAACCAGCAACAGCAUCCCGCCUCCAUUCUACACCACUUCUCAGCCCAACGCAUCCAUGCACCAAUACCCCAUCCGUGACAUUCACCAUGGCUCCCACUACAACGACAUGCAUGACUACGACUAUGAUAACCAGAGACCCAUUAGCCCCACCGGCAGUAGUCGCUAUGCCUCCUCGGGUGAGCUGAGCCGCGGCAGCUCCCAACUCAGUGAGGAGUUUGGCCCAGAGGAUGUUGAGAGCUUCCGAGGUUCCGGAGAGUUCUACGAUGAGAAUGACUCCUACCAUUCCUGCCAUUCCUCCGUUAGCUAUGGUAAAGAAUCACCUGUUUGGGAUCCAGAUGAGCCCCAGGGUGUCUACAGUGAUGAUGGGGAGUAUAACAAAGAUGGAGGUGAAGAAGGUGCACUCUAUGAUGAAGAGGAUGGUGAGAUCUAUGAGCAGGAGGAAGGGGAGUAUCCCUAUGAGGAGGAAGAGGAAGGAAUGGUGUAUGAGGAGGAAGAAGAACUUUACCCACUGGAUGGUACUCUCAGUGAAGAGCAGGAGACACCUUACACCCCUACCCCAACCAGCACUGCCCCAGCGUUGGCGCCAGAGGCCCCAACCAGCCGUCCACCACUGGAGAAACAGGCUUCCAUGCACCAGCAACAGCCACCACAAUCCCAACCACCAUUCCAGACCAUGGAGCCUAAGCGAGAGUCACCACCCCCACAGCAGCCAAAUGAUGUCUUUGCCAAGGUACCUCGUACCUCGACCCCACCGCGAGUCUCAGAGUUGGAGCCUGAGAAGGUCCCGACACCUGCAGGCAAGCUGGCAGCCCCUUCUGAGGAACCUUUGCCUACCCCUGCUACCGAGGUCCUGCCUGAAGCAGAACAAGAAAUGAAAGAGGCUCCUCCAGAGAGCACACUAAAGCUGGAGCCACCUGUGGACCCUGCAGUAAGAGCCAAAGCCAACUGGCUGCGACUCUUCAACAGGGUUCGCCUUCAGCUUCAGGAGGCUCGAGGCGAGACUCCAGGACUUGCAUCACUCUUUUUGCAAGCAGGGCCUGGAGGUGCUCUUUACAGCAUAGACAGCAUGCCUGACUUGCGCAAGAGGAAAGCCAUCCCUCUCGUCCGAGACCUGUCUCUUGUCCAGAACUCUCGAAAAGCAGGCAUCACUUCUGCUAUGGCCUCCAGCACACUUAACAAUGAAGAAUUGAAGAGUCACGUCUAUAAGAAGACCCUGCAGGCUUUGAUUUACCCCAUUUCCUGUACUACACCACACAACUUUGAGGUGUGGACGGCCACCACUCCCACCUACUGCUACGAGUGUGAGGGGCUUCUGUGGGGCAUCGCUAGACAGGGCAUGCGCUGCACCGAGUGUGGCGUCAAGUGUCACGAGAAGUGUCAAGAUUUGCUUAAUGCCGAUUGUCUACAGAGGGCGGCGGAGAAGAGCUCUAAGCAUGGAGCUGAGGAUCGCACGCAGAACAUCAUCAUGGUGUUGAAAGACCGCAUGAAGAUCCGUGAACGCAACAAGCCUGAGAUAUUCGAGCUGAUUCAGGAAGUGUUUGCAGUCAUCAAGGCAACGCAUGUGGCUCAUAUGAAGCAGAUCAAGCAAAGCGUCCUGGACGGGACGUCCAAGUGGUCAGCCAAGAUCAGCAUCACCGUAUUAUGUGCCCAAGGCCUGCAGGCAAAGGACAAAACCGGCUCCAGCGAUCCUUAUGUUACGGUGCAAGUAGGCAAGACCAAAAAACGAACCAAGACCAUCUACGGCAACCUCAACCCUGUAUGGGAUGAGAGCUUCAAUUUUGAGUGUCACAACUCUUCCGAUCGGAUCAAAGUGCGCGUUUGGGACGAGGAUGACGAUAUUAAGUCCAGAGUAAAGCAGAAGUUCAAACGAGAGUCUGACGAUUUUCUCGGUCAGACUAUCAUUGAGGUACGAACUCUGAGCGGAGAAAUGGACGUCUGGUACAACCUGGACAAGCGUACAGACAAGUCUGCUGUAUCUGGAGCCAUUCGUAUGCACAUCAGUGUGGAGAUCAAAGGAGAGGAAACCGUAGCUCCGUACCACGUCCAGUACACUUGCUUGCACGAGAACCUUUUCCACUAUCUAACGGACAUCCAGAACAACGGGGUGGUGAAGAUACCAGAUGCCAAGGGUGAUGAUGCAUGGAAGGUUUACUUUGAAGAGACGCCCCAAGAAAUCGUCGACGAGUUUGCCAUGCGUUACGGAGUGGAGUCCAUUUAUCAAGCCAUGACACACUUCGCCUGUUUGUCAUCAAAGUACAUGUGUCCUGGAGUGCCUGCGGUCAUGAGCACCCUAUUGGCCAACAUCAACGCUUACUAUGCUCACACAACCCAGGCCACCAACAAUGUGUCUGCCUCUGACCGUUUCGCUGCCUCCAACUUUGGGAAAGAGCGAUUUGUCAAGCUUCUGGACCAGCUUCACAACUCCCUGAGGAUUGACCUCUCUAUGUACAGGAAUAAUUUCCCAGCUAGCAGUCCUGAGAGACUGCAGGACCUCAAGUCUACUGUGGACCUACUAACCAGUAUCACAUUCUUCAGGAUGAAGGUCCAAGAGCUCCAGAGUCCUCCUCGUGCCAGCCAGGUAGUGAAGGACUGUGUGAAGGCUUGCCUCAACUCUACCUACGAAUACAUUUUCAACAACUGCCACGAGCUGUAUAGUCGAGAAUACCAAACAGACCCGAGCAAAAAAGGAGAGGUUCCUCCAGAGGAACAAGGUCCAAGUAUCAAGAAUCUAGACUUCUGGUCUAAGCUAAUCACCCUCAUUGUCUCAAUUAUUGAAGAGGACAAGAACUCCUACACCCCCUGCCUUAACCAGUUUCCACAGGAGCUCAAUGUUGGAAAGAUCAGUGCAGAGGUUAUGUGGAACCUGUUUGCCCAAGAUAUGAAGUACGCAAUGGAAGAGCAUGAAAAGAACCGCCUGUGCAAGAGUGCCGAUUACAUGAACCUGCACUUCAAAGUAAAGUGGCUCUACAAUGAAUACUGCAAAGACCUGCCUUUCUUCAAGAGCCGAGUGCCUGAAUAUCCCACGUGGUUCGAGCCAUUUGUCAUCCAGUGGUUGGAUGAGAAUGAGGAGGUGUCUCGAGACUUUUUGCACGGAGCCCUGGAGCGCGACAAGAAAGAUGGGUAUCAGCAAACUUCAGAGCAUGCUCUGUUCUCCUGUUCGGUAGUGGACGUCUUCUCGCAGCUUAAUCAGAGCUUCGAAAUCAUUAAGAAGCUGGAGUGUCCAGACCCACAGAUCGUCGGACACUACAUGAAGAGAUUUGCCAAGACCAUUAGCAAUGUUCUGCUGUCCUAUGCGGACAUUAUCUCAAGAGACUUCCCCAACCACUGCACCAAGGAGAAAGUGAAUGCAAAGGAUGGCGCUGUCAAGCCAUGCAUCCUCAUCAAUAAUAUCCAACAGCUCAGGGUACAGCUUGAGAAGAUGUUUGAGGCCAUGGGUGGUAAAGAUUUGAACGUUGAAGCUAGUGACAUCUUGAAAGAACUCCAGGUGAAGCUCAACAAUGUUUUGGAUGACCUUGCAAGGAUCUUUGCCACCAGUUUCCAACCAAACAUUGAAGAAAAUGUCAAGCAGAUGGGUGACAUACUUAGCCAGGUGAAGGGGACAGGAAACGUGCCAGCAAGUGCUUGCAGCAGCGUGGCACAGGACGCCGACAACGUCCUCCAGCCCAUCAUGGACUUCCUUGACAGCAAUCUCACGCUGUUUGCCAAGAUCUGUGAGAAGACCGUGUUGAAGCGAGUGCUGAAGGAGCUUUGGAAGCUGGUGAUGAACACAAUGGAGAAGACGAUUGUUCUGCCACCUUUGACUGACCAAACGGGCAGGGUGAAGCUUGCUUGUCACAGUGAUGGCACUCAACUUAUAUUUAAUGCAGCCAAGGAACUCGGUCAGCUCUCCAAGUUGAAGGAGCACAUGGUUCGUGAGGAGGCGAAGGCACUGUCCCCUAAACAGUGUGCAGUGAUUGAGUUGGCACUGGAUACUAUAAAGCAAUACUUCCAUGCUGGAGGUGUGGGGCUGAAGAAGACAUUCCUGGAGAAAAGUCCAGACCUGCUGUCUCUGCACUACGCCCUGUCCCUCUAUACUCAGGCCACUGACAAACUCAUCAAGACCUUCGUUCAGUCCCAGAAUACACAAGUUCAUGGAGGGAAGGGGGUAAGGUUCACCCAUAGUGAAGACGUGUACCCAGAGAAGGGUACUGGUGUUGAUGAUGCAGUUGGAGAGGUGUCUAUCCAUGUGGAGAUCUUCACUCAUCCAAAUACUGGAGAGCACAAAGUCACAGUGAAGGUGGUGGCUGCGAAUGACUUACGGUGGCAGACCUCUGGAAUUUUCCGACCCUUCGUGGAGGUCUACAUCAUUGGCCCUCAUCUCAGUGAUAAGAAGAGAAAGUACGCCACCAAGUCCAAGAACAACAGCUGGGCUCCCAAAUACAAUGAGACCUUUACGUUCACAUUGAGUAACGAAGUGGGUCCGGAGUGCUACGAACUGCAGGUGUGCGUGAAAGACUACUGCUUUGCACGAGAGGACCGCACAGUUGGCAUGGCGGUACUGCAGCUGAAGGACGUAGCACCGCGGGGUAGCGUAGCAUGCUGGCUACCGCUAGGUAAACGCAUUCACAUGGACGAAACCGGCCUGACCGUACUACGAAUCCUGUCCCAGCGCAACAACGACGACGUUGCGAAAGAAUUUGUCAAGCUUAAAUCCGACCAGCGCUCUGCUGAGGAGGGGCGGAGCUAAGACCAGGAAGUAGCUAGCGAGGCAUUGUAACUUUGGCGUAAACACUGCCCCCUGAUGUUCAGAUGUUGCACUAGCACAUAGAAAAAAAUACACAAGACAUAUUUAUCUCGGUUCUUCACUUUAAUGACCAACCGUUUACGUGACAAAGCAGUUAUAUAUUUGUAUUCAGUGCACUGCCAUUAGAAUUGCCAGGAAGGGCUUGUUUAACAAGCACAAUUUGGCACAUGAAACAGACACAGGAUAUUGUAUCUCUUAAAUACUUGAUGUCUUUUGAUUUUUAUAAAGCAUAUUUCAAGACAAAAACCUGCCAAAAGGUACAACACACAUUUAUCUAUUAUUCUGUGAAGCAUUAAAUAUCAUCAAUGCACAGGUCUCAAAAUAUAAAUCCAGAAAAUAUUUAUAAUAGUAUAUAUAUAUGUGUAUAUAUAUAUAUAUAUAUAUAUACAAUAAAAGACUAUAUUACAGUAGUUAUAUUAAAUAUAUAUUUAAUUUAUAUUCAGAUUUUUUUUUUCAAACGCAUCCGUGAAAUAAAACUAGAUUAAGGCAUGUAAACAUGACAGAGUGCUACACAGUGCCAUGAUUUUUCUUUUUUUUUUCUUCCAUAUUCAGCGAUCUGUAAUGAUGUCAAACCUCUUUCGUGCGGCCUUUUGUCAAUCGUUCCUGCACCCUUCAAGGGUGCCUCAAUGUCAGGGUCUCGUUUCUCCACUACGUACAACCAUUUCACCCCUUAACCUCCUUAAUAGGGACCAAAAACCCCCUAUGGGUCAGACUUUAAUGUUAUGCAAUCGUUUAGAAGCACAAGAAAAUUACGAAAAACAGACCUACAACCAAAUACACCUCUGAAAGCAGAGUGGUUGCUUUUUCAUGUAGUAUGAAAAUAUGUGAAAUAAUUUUUAGGGGGCGCCACUUGCAGGAAAUCCUACAAAUUCUACGUAUUGUACAAAUACAAGAUGCUUCGCACAUCUAGAUUCAAUCACAGGGCCACCUCUGUCCUGUCUUUGUGUGUUUUCCGAUCCGUUAAAGUACGAGUGCCUGUGCGGUUUAUCCGGUGUUUGUCGGCAUGAUUAGGCACUACGGUUUAUACGAUGUAUAGAUUGACAAACACUGCUUGUAUUAGACACCAGAGCUGCCUGUUUCAGUGAAAUUUCACUUUAUAACGUCACGUUUAAAUGUCAUACCGCUUCAGAUCAUUCCAUGCAAAAUGGGACUUUUCUCCCCACUCACUGGUUUCACAACUCAAAAGAAUCAGAGCCACUGAGAAUCGCUCCUAUAGAGUUGCCAUAGUAACCGCCGAUGAAUCCUGCCAUUUUACUGGCAAACCAUCCACCAUAUUAGAAAAGCACAAGAGAUAUGCUCUAUAAUGUGGGUUAAACACUGUAUAUCCAUUCAUUCCCUGCUGUACUGCGCUAAACCUUAUGAAAAUCUGAGGUGAAGUUAUCUAGAUAGAGUCGCUUGUUGAAUUUAGCAAUGAAGCACCUUGCGCUACAGCUAUUUCCCUGUAUUAUUUCUCUGAAAAUAGUCUAUGCAUCUGUUCUAUCAGUCAUAAGUGAUCAACAGACUUGGAUUGUUUACAUCGCGAACGCUCAGCGCAAACCGCAGCUGUUGUUUCGUUUUACAGACUGAAUCCUUUUAUGAUCAGUGUUGUGAUAUUGAACACUAGGGUUCUGCCACAGGAAAUGGCGUUAAUGAAUGUUGAAUUGACUGCAGAGUGGAAAAUAGAAUCUGUAGCAAGAACAUACUUUAAUUCGGAUGGUAGGAUUUCAAAUAUUAAAGAUGUGUGUUGCUGUUUGUGAAUUAUAAUAUUACAGGAUGCAGUCGUGAGCAUGUAGUAUGAGACAAAGCACACGCAGACACAAGUGCACACGGAUCCCAAUAACUCGACAUGCACCCAAGCGACUCCUUGCCUGUAUAUAAGAAGCAGUGCAUGUUGGGAAAGAUUCUUCUUUGUGCCAGCAUGUAUCUUUGAUGUGAUAUUCAAUUGUUGUCUUUAUUUCUCUUGAUUUGUCAUUUAUUUUGAUAUUUGGGUAUUAUUUUCUAUUUUUGGAAGGCUUGUGAAUAUAUAAAUAUGUAUUACUGAUGUGUAGUGGUACAGAGUUACUAGCAUGAGAGAUUUUUUUAUACGAAGAUGUUUCUAAUUUUCGUUUUUCUAAAUAUGAUCGUUCUUAUCGGGGAAGGAGGUAAAACAGAUGCAGGCCUUGGUUUGUUUCUACUUCCAA